Molecule: messenger RNA, 1722 nt
Organism: Balaenoptera ricei (Rice's whale)
Lineage: Eukaryota; Metazoa; Chordata; Mammalia; Artiodactyla; Balaenopteridae
Gene: SYS1
Product: SYS1 golgi trafficking protein
Exons: 4
Coding region: 259-729 (156 amino acids)
Biological process (GO): Golgi to plasma membrane protein transport; protein localization to Golgi apparatus; Golgi to endosome transport
Cellular component (GO): Golgi membrane; trans-Golgi network
Source: RefSeq, a predicted model, not a curated record
AACGCUUCCUUCCUACGCAGCCGCUACAGUCGCAGCAGCAGCUGGAGCUUUGCCUCUCUAGGCCGGUAGGGCCUCUCCUCCAUGGUCCUGCCUGUUAGCACCGUUUCGGGGGCCAGUCGGUGAGGCUGGAAGCUUCGAUCCUCGAGUCCGUCACCCGGCCCGGCGUGUGUCCUCUCAGGUGCCGGGGCGGCCCGGGGCCCAUGGCGCGGCGGUGGCGCUGACCCAGGCCCGGGCGGCGGCCGGGCCCCGCGGGCCGGCAUGGCGGGCCAGUUCCGCAGCUACGUGUGGGACCCGUUGCUGAUCCUGUCGCAGAUCGUCCUCAUGCAGACCGUGUAUUACGGCUCGCUGGGCCUGUGGCUGGCGCUGGUGGACGGGCUGGUGCGCAGCAGCCCCUCGCUGGACCAGAUGUUCGACGCCGAGAUCCUGGGCUUUUCCACCCCUCCAGGCCGGCUCUCCACGAUGUCCUUCGUCCUCAACGCCCUCACCUGUGCCCUGGGCUUGCUGUACUUCAUCCGGCGAGGGAAGCAGUGUCUGGAUUUCACUGUCACUGUCCAUUUCUUUCACCUCCUGGGCUGCUGGUUCUACAGCUCCCGUUUCCCCUCGGCGCUGACCUGGUGGCUGGUCCAGGCCGUGUGCAUUGCACUCAUGGCUGUCAUCGGGGAGUACCUGUGCAUGCGGUCGGAGCUCAAGGAGAUCCCCCUCAACUCAGCCCCGAAGUCCAGUGUCUAGAGUCGGGUCCUUUGGACACCCAGCUGGGCACUUGACACCUUGGGCUGCUCCAACUGUCCAGAUGAGGUCCAGCCCAGGCCUGAGAGGAACCCGGGAAAUGUGAAGUCUCUGUUGGUGUGGGAGAGAGAGUGAGGCCCCGUCAAGAAGGCAGGUAGCAGGCAGGAUCACAGCUGCAAGAGCGGCCUCUGUCCACUGAAGCCUUGGUAUCUGGGAGGUCGGCAAGGGGGACCUCUUUCAGGGUAAUAACAGAAUCAGAACCAUGUCACUCUUGAGCCACCAUACCUGUCACCAGCCUGUUAUUUUAAAAAGGAAAAAAUAAUAAUAAUCAAGGAUAUCUGAUCACAGUGAACCACUCUUCUAGCCAUCUGUCUUACCUCCCUGGGACAGCUGUUAGCUUUGCCAUGCUGCUGAACUGCAGCUAUUCUGUUUGGAGCAACACUUGGUUUCUGGAUCCAGAGCCACAGAAAGAGAUGUAGGCGCAAAGUAGCAGGCUGCUGUCAGGGAGAGGACGGCAGGUGGAGGCAUCAAGCAGAAAGAAAACGCACAACCUGUGUCCUGCAACACACAUGUGUGUGUACACCAAUGAACCCGUGACUGACUUUCUUCCGGUUCUCUCUACUGGGUCUCCACCCUGCUGCCAGCUUUCAACAUAGCAGGCCGUAGGACCCAGAGAAGGAUCUUAGCGUCACUCCCCAUCUAACCCUCGAACUAGAGUCACUGCCUGUUCUCUAGGAAUGACCGGGCAUCCCAGCUCCCACUGGACCUCCGUUCUGGCAAUAGUUCCCUUUUCCUGCCUUGUUUGGAAUUACACAGUGGGAAGGGUACAGUGGGCGCCCAGACACAGGAAGCCCAGCCUUCCAGCUUGAGGUGCACUUGAUAGUGCCGAGGGAGAUAGGAAUCUGCUACUAAGAUUUUUCUUUGGGGUGGAGUGUCCUCCGUGAGGGGCUUACAGCUGCCCUUCCUGUGUACAUAAAUACAGUAUUUUCCACGGUU